Molecule: messenger RNA, 2688 nt
Organism: Linnemannia hyalina
Lineage: Eukaryota; Fungi; Mortierellomycota; Mortierellomycetes; Mortierellales; Mortierellaceae
Source: the annotation of a GenBank genome assembly
AUGUCGACCCAACACUGCCAGUUCUUCCUCACAAAGAAGGGUUGUCGUAAUGGUGACAACUGUCGCUUCUCUCACAACAACACUCCCACACCCGCUCCCACCAGAUCAACAACAUCACCCACCACAGACUCGUCUUCAAUCACACAAGCAACUGCACCGGGACCUCGCAGGAGAGUAGUCCCUCCAGCAACACGCCAACCAGUCCGGAAACCCGUCCCUGCAUCCCUUCAAAACCUCGACGAGGACACCGCCGCCGCAUCCCUCCGAUCCUUCGAAAUCACCCAACUCGCCUCCCGAUUCGCCUCUUCCCUCACCCCUCGGUCGGCCUCUUCUUCUUCUGUCACUGACGAGGAAAGCGACAACUUUGAACUUAAGAUCGUUCCCAGCGAUCCCGACUUUCCGUACGAGAUCAGUGCCCUCCACGUCCUCCUGGCAGUCCCAAAAUCCUACCCGACAGAGCCAUGCUCUGUCCAAGUCCUGAAUCGAGAUAUCCCCAAGGGGUUUGCCACCAAUCUCGAGCGUGGUUUCGAUCAGGCUGCGGCUCAACAACAGAAAUCGCUGCUUGCUCAUCUGAAUUGGCUGGACGUCAACAUGGAGCAGCUCCUUCAGAAGCCUCCUGCGCCUACUAUCCGCUUUAUUGGACACGCCAACAACAAUAGUAACUCUUCUUCUAGGAAAAGCUCACCUUCGAACGACACUUCGUCACCUGUUCUGCCACCCCCUCUUCCACGUUCCUCAGCAGAGUCUACGAAAAAGAACAAUACCCCUCCAAAACUUACACAGGCACCAGCACCAGCACCGUCACCUCAACAACCACCUCCACCAGUCCAAAAGACGUACACGCCAGCAGAACGCGACCAAGCCAACGUCCAACGCCAAAAACAAAUGAAUCAAAUCCAAGCCCGCUUCCGAUCCUCCUUCGAAUCCCUCUCUCCAACAUCCGUCAACAUCUCACUCGAAUCAACCGACAAGGACAAGAUGCCUGUCAAAUGGCAGGGCCCUCUCUGGAUUGUUCUCUUGGUCCCUGUUCUGAAUGUGGAGCAAGGGUUCCGCAAGAUUGUGGCAACAAUGCCACAGCUAUCCCUCUUCCAACUAUUGAACCAACUGAAUCGUGACCUCAAGGACCUCAUGAGCCUCCCCCCACCUUCAACAGCCCCCUCACCUACGCCUCAACCUUCAUCCGCCCCCACCGCUCAGUCAUCGCCUUUAAAGGAUACACCGCAGCCUGGGCAGGGAUCGUCACGUUCAAGAGCAGCUGUCAACUUUUCUGAGACCGACAGGAACGAACACAAAGGAAAAGUGAUCUAUGUCGAUGCGCUUCAGGAGCCUAGGAAGGGAAACUUUGAUACCAUCCAGGACCACGGUGCCAUCACGAGUGACGACGAGGAAGACUAUGACAGUUCCGAGACUGAGGAGGAAUCGUCAGAGGAGAACCAUGCUGAACCCACCACCACCAAAAACAACAACAAUAGUGAGGACGAUGGGUUCGACAGUGAGCAGGAAGAGGAAGAAGAAGCAGAGUCAGGGUCAAAGGCAGGAGGCCCCGUCAUCGAAUCGGCACCCAAACGCGGAAUCGAGAUCCGGAUGCCAGACCUAAAACUCGACCACAUCUCCCUCCUCUACUGCCGCUCUCUCUCCCUCCUGGUCCGCUGCAACCGCUGCAAAGCUCUCAUCGAUAUGCCCGAACUCGUCCCCGACGAGUCUACCACUUCUUCCUCCUCGUCUACAACAACAGGAUCAGGAUCAGGAUCAGGAGACAAGCGCAAGUGGAGGGCAUGUGAGAACUGUCAGUCGUUGUUGGGGGCCCAUUUUCGGACAGAGUACAUCCACAUGCAGUCGAGAACGAUCGGAUACUUGGAUUUGGCGGGUUGUACUGCUUAUGAUAUCUUGCCGAGUUCGUUUGUCCCCACUUGUGAUGAGUGCGAUCAUGUCCACGGAUCUGGACCGGACGAGCAGCAUCAAGGAACAGUCGAUCACCAAAACAUUACCACCUCCACCACCGAUACUUCAGAAACAACAAUUGACUCUACAUCAACUGCAACUUCAAAGCCCACCACAGUGCCCCAAAGGUCAUCACCGACAGGAUUCCGCCAAAAGGUCGGCCGCGGCAUGUCAGCAACCGCCAACUGCCGGAAAUGCCACGUCCGCCUCACCCUCACCCUCGACGGCGAAAUCAAGUUUGUCAAACUGAGCCCAGGCGAUCUCAUGAAAGCCUCCUCCUCCGACCUCGAUCUCCUCCCCCUCAAAAAGAAAAAGAACCUUGCCAAGAACAAGAACGGCCUUGAGUUUGAACUCCAAGUCGGUGAACCUCUCCCCAGAAAAGGCGCCUGUGACCAUUACAAGAAAUCCCGCCGUUGGUUCCGGUUCCCCUGUUGCUCCAAGAUCUACCCUUGUCAUCUGUGCCAUGACGAGAAAGAGUCCGAGUCCCAUGAGAGCGAGUAUGCCAAGAGGAUGAUCUGCGGUCAUUGCUCGCGCGAGCAGGCUGUCAGUGAUAAACCCUGUGCCUGUGGUAAGAGUCCCAUUCGCACUGCCGCUGGCUCGGGCGCCUUCUGGGAGGGUGGAGAGGGAAUGCGAGACCGUACUCGGAUGAGUCAUAAGGAUUCGAGGAAACAUAAGGGGCUCCACAAGACCGUUGCCAAGAAACAGGUCGGCGCUGAGAACAUUCGCAAGCGUGCACCCAAAACAUAA